AUGGCUGUAAUGGAAGAUAUUGGAAUGGAUAUCAGUUCGGACAUCGAAAUCGAUGAUAUAGGGAUUGGUCAGAAUAUAGAGGAAAAAGAUGUCAGUGAUGAGGAGAUUGAAGCCGAAGAAUUGGAAAGGCGAAUGUGGAAGGAUCAAGUUAAACUCAAGAGGAUCAAGGAAAGGCAUAAGCUUGCAGCACGGCAAGCAGCAGAGAAGCAAAAGGCCAAGUCGACCACUGAUCAAGCACGCCGGAAGAAGAUGGCACGAGCUCAAGAUGGGAUUUUGAAGUACAUGUUGAAGCUCAUGGAAGUCUGCAAGGCUCGUGGAUUUGUGUAUGGUAUUAUCCCCGAGAAAGGUAAGCCUGUUAGUGGUUCAUCAGAUAAUUUAAGAGCUUGGUGGAAGGAAAAGGUGAAGUUUGACAAGAAUGGGCCUGCAGCCAUUGCUAAGUAUGAGGCUGAGUGCCUUGCGAGGAAAGAUGGAGAUGGUAAUUAUAAUGGAACCUCACAGAGUGUGCUUCCAGACUUGCAAGAUGCGACAUUGGGAUCACUUUUGUCUUCCCUGAUGCAACAUUGCAAUCCAGCGCAAAGGAAGUAUCCGCUUGAGAAGGGCACCCCUCCACCUUGGUGGCCAACUGGAAAUGAGGAAUGGUGGACAAGAUUGGGAUUGCCCAAGGGUCAAACUCCCCCAUAUAAGAAGCCCCAUGAUUUGAAAAAGAUGUGGAAAGUUGGGGUGCUGACUGCUGUUAUAAAGCACAUGUCACCUGAUAUUGCUAAGAUCAGGAAACUAGUCAGGCAGUCAAAGUGUUUACAGGACAAAAUGACUGCCAAAGAGAGUGCAAUUUGGUUGGGUGUUUUGAGCAGGGAGGAAGCAUUCAUCCGGCAGCCUAGCAGUGAUAAUGGUUCAUCUAGCAUAAAUGAGGCACAUUUAAGAAGCCGUGGCGAAAAGAGGAAACCUUCUUUUAGCAGUGGUAGCGACUAUGAUGUUGAUGAUGGACCAGGAUCUGUUACAUCAAGAGAUGAUCAAGAACAACAAUCAAUGGAUGUUGUGCCUUUUGAACCUCCUGUUCAUGUUACUCCACUGGCCAAAUUAAAGGAACGAGGUAGGGAACAAUCCAGGAAAAGAAAACACCAAAAAUUUACCCGUGGUAACAAACAGGCUGUACCAUCUCUCAAUGAACAUUCUCAUGAUGAUCCUGGAGACACACUGAUGGAUGUAAGACCCUCUGAUGUACAGUUACCGAGAUACCUGACAAAUGAGAGCCAGCCAGAAAAUGAUGGAAUAACAGCGAUGAGACCUCAAGGGAAUAAUGUUGACGAUCAACCCUGCUUUCUGGAUUCUGAUUUUGACAUUUUUUGUGCCUUUCCUUCUGCCAAUCCCACCACCACUCAAACUGCGUCAACGGCUGAUGGAUCCUUACUGUAUCCAGUGGCAGAAAAUUCUGAUUUUGAAAAUUGUGAUGUUCAAUUAAGCCAUGCACCUGAAAAUACUGUGUUGCCUGCUCAUCUUUCUAAGUUGAACUUAAAACCUCAAAGUUCUGUGUUGCCUCAUGGACUGGACAGCCUGGAGUUGUGUCAUGGAGGUCCAAAUUCUGUUUGGCAGUCUGGACCUCAAGAUUCCAUUCUACCUCGGGGAUCUCAGAAUUCCACACAUAAUUUUUAUGAUCAAUCAAAAGCAGUUGGUUUAAGUCAGGAAGGACAGCAAUCUGAGGCAGCAUAUAAUCAGAUGGAGCACAGACUAGGGGAUUCUGGUAUUAGUUUACCAGCACUAUCGAGGAAUGGAAGUGCUAUUACUGGUGGAGAGCUCCCCCAUUAUGUAAAAGAUGUAUUUCCGACUGAGCCAGAUAGGCCUGUAGACACAAGUUUUCCAUCUCUCCCUAGCUUUUCACCCGACUACACUGGACACAGUUCGUUUAGUCUUGAAAUUGAUGGCACAGGAUCUGGUGUUGAUGAAGCUGAUUUUGAUGAACUGAUGAAAUACUUUGCAUCAUAA
Fraxinus pennsylvanica is the source of this 1980-nucleotide messenger RNA. Lineage: Eukaryota; Viridiplantae; Streptophyta; Magnoliopsida; Lamiales; Oleaceae. The record is from the annotation of a GenBank genome assembly.